Heterobasidion irregulare TC 32-1 is the source of this 273-nucleotide messenger RNA. RefSeq lists its product as uncharacterized. The coding region runs from base 1 to 273 and encodes 90 amino acids. The transcript has 2 exons. The record is from RefSeq and is a predicted model, not a curated record. NCBI's taxonomy places the organism in Eukaryota, Fungi, Basidiomycota, Agaricomycetes, Russulales, Bondarzewiaceae.
AUGUUUGAACCUGUGCGCGGCGGCACGCGUGGUGGACAAGCGCAGUUCAAAUGGUCAGACGUGUCUGCGGACAAGGACCGUGAGAACUACCUCGGCCAUAGUAUCAAUGCCCCCACUGGACGGUGGCAGAAGAACAAGGAUGUGCAUUGGUACAACCGUGACGUGAAGGAUACGGAAGCAGAGAGACUGGAAGAAAUACGGAAGAUAAAGGAGGCAGAGGCAGAGGCCUUAUCUAUUGCACUGUCUGUCACUCGACCCUUCACUCUUACUUGA